UGAAGAAGUUGCCAGAGUUUAAAGGAAGGUGAAACGAGGAAAGUGUAUUGUCCCGGUCAGUCUACAGAUUUGUUCCAUUAGCCUAGUACACUGUCAGUCUUUCAAUCAUGAGAGGGGUAGCGAUUUUGAUUUUCACAGCCUGUAUUGCUGUAGUAGCUAGUUUCAGUAUAUCCUGCAAGUACCCGCCAUCCCUUUGGUGCUCUUCAUUGGAAAUUGCGACUGAAUGUGGUGUCCUUCGGCAAUGUUUGGAGUUCAAUAACACGAAGACAGACGAUAAAGUGGAAGUGGCUCUCUACUAUGAAUCCCUGUGCCCUGGUUGCAGAGGUUUCCUCGCUCUUCAGCUGUUCCCCACAUGGGCCAUGCUACAAGACAUCAUGGACGUUAAGCUCAUCCCAUUUGGAAAUGCUCAGGAGAAUCCUGCUGGACAGUUCACUUGCCAACAUGGUGAGGAGGAAUGCCUGGGCAACAUGAUUGAGACAUGCAUACUGAAUUCAGUUGACUUUGGAAAAGCUUUUUUGACCAUCUUCUGCAUGGAGGCCUCGGACAAUGUGGUUAAAUCUGCUGAGACCUGUCUUGGACUCUACUCACCUUCUUCAAAAUGGGAGACCAUCAUGACCUGUGCGAAGGGAGACCAAGGGACCAAGCUGAUGCAUGACAAUGCAGUCCAGACCGGGGCACUGAAACCACCCCAUGAAUAUGUGCCCUGGAUCACCGUCAAUGGAGAGCACACCGAAGACCUUCAAAACAAAGCAAUGGGUUCCCUUUUCAAUCUGGUAUGCAGCUUGUACAAGGGUGAGAAGCCACCGGCCUGUACCCCUGCAGUCCAGAACAAAAGCAGAAGUUACUGUUUCAACUAGUCAAUGAUAUCUUGAUUGUGAAGUACUGUAUCACACACAUACACACACUUUACACACAUUUAAAAUGCCUCAUCAGGUCAGAACUUAGACAUUCUGAAUGUUGAAAUGUAUUCUGGUUCUGUUGCACAGUUUUUAAUUGAUGAUGAUGUGGCUAAAUUCAUUUCAUUAAAGGGACACACUGUUAUGAUAUUUUCUGAUUGCUACAGUUACAAACCAUUACAUCAGUGUUGGAAACACUAGCUAUUACACAUGAACAAUUUGUGAUACUGUGAUGCUGCCAAUGUUUGUGUUUUUGUAACACUGUCAAGAACAAUAAAUACUUUAAGUGAAAAGUAA
Molecule: messenger RNA, 1193 nt
Organism: Sardina pilchardus (European sardine)
Lineage: Eukaryota; Metazoa; Chordata; Actinopteri; Clupeiformes; Clupeidae
Gene: ifi30a
Product: IFI30 lysosomal thiol reductase a
Exons: 7
Coding region: 108-857 (249 amino acids)
Cellular component (GO): lysosome
Molecular function (GO): oxidoreductase activity, acting on a sulfur group of donors, disulfide as acceptor
Source: RefSeq, a predicted model, not a curated record